AUGACUUCGCUAUCUACUUCCUCACAUCCACGCCAGCGUAUUCGCGAGCUGCUUCCAACUCUACACCUGGGCCGUUACGAGCCCGGUCCAAAGAACAGUCUCACAGACAUUCCUGGUGUUCUUGUACACACUGAGUCCAUCCACUCCUCACCCACAUACCCCAACGCAACGCCAAAUUCGAUAAAUACAGGCAUAACAACUAUCCUGCCACGCAAAGACUGGUUUCACAAAGCUUGCUUUGCAGGCAUUUUCCGCUUUAAUGGGUCUGGGGAGAUGACUGGGUCGCACCUGAUCGAGGAGAUGGGACUGUUGUUUUCACCAAUCAUUAUUACGGGCAGCUUUGGCGUUGGUUCAGCAUACAAUGGAAUCUACGAGUAUGCUAUCCGGGAACAUUGUGAUGCCGAAGGCAAGGUGGACUGGUUCCUGUUACCAGUUGUGGCGGAAACGUUUGAUGGCUUUUUGCAUGAUGUUGCCAAGUUUGCUGUGACACCAAAGCAUAUCGUGGAUGGCAUGGACAAGGCGAGCAGUGAGCCGGUACCAGAAGGAAAUACGGGUGGCGGAACGGGUAUGAUAUGUCACUACUUCAAAGGCGGUACUGGAUCGAGCUCUCGUGUUGUUCCUGCCGAAGGAGAACGUAGUUAUACCGUGGCCGCACUCGUCCAAGCUAACUACGGUAAGAUGUGGGACUUUAAAAUCGGCGGGGCGCCGAUUGGGAGACUCAUCUACGAAGAGCAGAAGAGGAAGAUGGAGGAAAAUCCCGAGGAUCCAGAGUUGAUUGCCCAGUCCAAGUUGCUGUUCAAGGUGGAAAAGGCAAAGGAUAAGAAAGACGGGUCCAUUAUUGUUAUCAUUGCGACAGAUGCACCGCUCCACCCAACGCAACUUCAACGGCUAGCCAAGCGCGCAACGGUUGGGCUGGCUCGGGUAGGCGGGUACGGCACGAAUCCGUCUGGCGACAUCUUCAUGGCGUUUUCCACAGCGAAUGAGGUGAAUGUGCAGACUGUGACAGCGGGCCAAGCAAGCGUAGACCCAUACAAGGCGCGGGAAGUGCAGGUCGCCAUGACGGAUGACCAGACCAUCAACGCGCUCUUUGAGGCAAGUGCGGAUGUAGUUGAAGAGGCCAUCUACAACGCGGUAUGCAUGGCGGAGACCAUGGACGGGAACGGCAACCAGAUUGAGGCGCUAGAUCUGGGACGGGUCAAGGAGCUGAUGCAAAAGUACUUGUGA
Messenger RNA from Bipolaris oryzae ATCC 44560, 1224 nucleotides. RefSeq lists its product as uncharacterized. Bases 1 to 1224 code for a protein of 407 amino acids. Lineage: Eukaryota; Fungi; Ascomycota; Dothideomycetes; Pleosporales; Pleosporaceae. The record is from RefSeq and is a predicted model, not a curated record. The transcript has a single exon. Gene Ontology annotation, molecular function: aminopeptidase activity.